Molecule: messenger RNA, 1999 nt
Organism: Phodopus roborovskii (desert hamster)
Lineage: Eukaryota; Metazoa; Chordata; Mammalia; Rodentia; Cricetidae
Gene: Slc26a7
Product: solute carrier family 26 member 7
Exons: 18
Coding region: 14-1999 (661 amino acids)
Biological process (GO): transmembrane transport
Cellular component (GO): membrane
Molecular function (GO): oxalate transmembrane transporter activity; bicarbonate transmembrane transporter activity; sulfate transmembrane transporter activity
Source: RefSeq, a predicted model, not a curated record
GGGAUUCUGAAAAAUGACAGGGGCAAAGAGGAAAAAGAAAAGCGUGCUGUGGGGUAAGAUGCACACCCCCCACUGGGAAGACAUUAAACAGUGGUGUGAGAGGCGCCUACCUAUUUUGGAAUGGGCUCCACAGUACAACCUGAGGGAAAACCUGCUUCCAGACACCGUGUCUGGGGUAAUGCUGGCAGUUCAACAGGUGACACAAGGGCUGUCCUUCGCUAUUCUUUCGUCUGUACACCCAGUUUUUGGUUUAUAUGGAUCUCUGUUUCCAGCCAUCAUUUAUGCCAUAUUUGGAAUGGGACGUCAUGUUGCCACAGGUACCUUUGCCUUGACAUCCUUGAUAUCAGCCAACGCUGUGGAAAGGCUGGUCCCUCAAAGCAGCAGGAACCUCACCACACAGAGCAACUCCAGCGUGCUGGGCUUAUCCGACUUUGAGCUACAGAGAAUCGGGGUUGCAGCAGCAGUUUCCUUCUUGGGAGGAGUGAUUCAGAUGGUUAUGUUCGUGCUGCAACUGGGCAGUACCACGUUCCUAGUUACAGAGCCUGUGAUCAGCGCCAUGACCACGGGGGCCGCCACCCAUGUUGUGACUUCACAAGUCAAGUAUCUCUUGGGAAUAAAAAUGCCAUAUAUAUCUGGACCGCUGGGAUUCUUUUAUAUUUAUGCAUAUGUUUUUGAGAACAUCAAGUCUGUUCAGCUGGAAGCGCUGCUCUUAUCCUUGCUGAGCAUUGUUGUCCUUGUUCUCGUUAAAGAGCUGAAUGAACAGUUUAAAAGAAAAAUUAAAGUUGUUCUUCCUGUCGAUUUAGUUUUGAUCAUUGCUGCCUCAUUUGCUUGCUAUUGUACCAACAUGGAAAGCACAUACGGAUUAGAAGUAGUUGGACACAUUCCAAAUGGGAUCCCUCCACCCCGUGCUCCACCAAUGAACAUCCUCUCCGCAGUGCUCACUGAAGCUUUCGGAGUUGCACUUGUAGGCUAUGUGGCCUCACUGGCUCUUGCUCAAGGAUCUGCCAAGAAGUUCAAAUAUUCAGUUGAUGACAACCAGGAAUUUUUGGCUCACGGCCUCAGCAAUGUGAUCCCUUCAUUUUUCUUCUGUAUCCCAAGUGCUGCCGCCAUGGGAAGAACGGCUGGUCUGUACAGCACAGGAGCAAAGACACAGGUGGCCUGUCUAAUAUCUUGCAUUUUCGUCCUUAUAGUCAUCUAUGCAAUAGGACCUUUGCUGUACUGGCUGCCCAUGUGUGUUCUUGCAAGCAUUAUUGUGGUGGGACUGAAGGGAAUGUUAAUACAGUUCCGGGAUUUAAAAAAGUACUGGAAUGUGGAUAAAAUCGAUUGGGGCAUAUGGGUCAGUACUUACAUAUUUACAAUAUGCUUUGCUGCCAAUGUGGGAUUGUUGUUUGGUGUUGUCUGCACCAUAGCCAUCGUGAUAGGACGCUUUCCAAGGGCAAAGACUCUAAGCAUAACAAACAUGAAAGAACUGGAAUUUAAGGUGAAGACAGAAAUGCAUGACGAAACCUUGCAACAGGUAAAAAUCAUCUCAAUCAACAACCCACUUGUUUUCCUGAAUGCAAAGAAGCUGAAUACUGAUCUGAUGAAAAUAAUUCUAAAGGAAAAUGACAGCAGUCACCCACUUGAUGAUGCCAGCAAGUGUGAACAGAACACCUUGCUCAAUCCCCUGUCCAAUGGCAGCUGCAAUGAGGAAGCUUCCCAGCCCAGCCCCUCUGAGAAGUGUUCUUUGCUCCUGGAUUGCAAUGGCUUGACUUUUUUCGACUACACGGGAGUUUCUACUCUUGUUGAGCUUUACCUCGAUUGCAAGAGCAGGGGUGUCGAUGUGUUCUUAGCCAACUGCUCAGCGUCCUUGAUAAAAGCAAUGACAUCCUGUGGAGACCUAGACACUGAGAAGCCAAUUUUUUUUGACUCAGUACCUGCUGCAAUCAGUACCAUUCAGUCCAAUAAGGUGAGUUGGAUAAUUAAUUUGAGCAAAGUCAGUGAUCACAGUGAAGUCUGA